AUGGUCAUCAAGUUCGUCUGGCAGAAUAUCUUAUACCGGUUCGGCAUCCCCCGACGGCUUGUCUCAUACAAUGGGAGACAAUUCGCCGAUCGGAGGUUCAAAAAAUUAUGCAAAGGCUAUGGUAUCCAGGAGACCAUCACCUCGGUGGCUUACCCCCAAAGCAACGACCAAGCGGAAGUCACCAAUCAGGAGAUUAUCAGAGGAUUGCGAGCUCAGGUAGACCAUGCAGGAGGCAGUUGGGUCAACGAACUCCCUAGUGUCCUAUGGGCCCUACGCAUGACCCCAAAGGAAGUGACCGACGUGAUGCCAUUCCAUCUGGUGUACGACGGUGAAGCACUAGUCCCUAUGGAAGUCAAAGUGAAGUCCGAUCGGGUGCAGCACUAUGACGAGGAGAACGACGAGUGGAGACUGAUGGAUCUAGACUUGGUUGACAAAGCACGAGACAAGGCUGUCGUUCGACUGAUGGCAUACUAG
Molecule: messenger RNA, 474 nt
Organism: Zingiber officinale
Lineage: Eukaryota; Viridiplantae; Streptophyta; Magnoliopsida; Zingiberales; Zingiberaceae
Exons: 1
Coding region: 1-474 (157 amino acids)
Biological process (GO): DNA integration
Molecular function (GO): nucleic acid binding
Source: RefSeq, a predicted model, not a curated record